Fundulus heteroclitus (mummichog) is the source of this 1553-nucleotide messenger RNA. It is a transcript of the gene kptn, whose product is annotated as kaptin (actin binding protein). The record is from RefSeq and is a predicted model, not a curated record. Gene Ontology annotation, cellular component: actin cytoskeleton; lamellipodium; KICSTOR complex. The coding region runs from base 97 to 1425 and encodes 442 amino acids. The transcript is spliced from 12 exons. Gene Ontology annotation, molecular function: actin filament binding. Gene Ontology annotation, biological process: negative regulation of TORC1 signaling; actin filament organization; cellular response to amino acid starvation. NCBI's taxonomy places the organism in Eukaryota, Metazoa, Chordata, Actinopteri, Cyprinodontiformes, Fundulidae.
AUCACAAAGAAGCAGAAGCAGCAGCCAUGAGUUGGUGCUGAAACCCAAACAGACAGCUGUGUUGCAGCAGUAGAGGCGCCUGCUGCAGCCUGCAGGAUGCUCCGGGAGGCUUAUCCCUUCGUGGAGGACAGUUUCAGCCGCUUCCCGUCGCAGAGCAACAUUUACGGGCUGUGUCAGGCCGGCGAGCAGGAACUGCUGGCGGCCACUCUGAAAGGGAAGGUGGUGAGCUUCAGGUACCAGGAGCUGCAGCAGAAAGUGCGGCCAGUGGCCAAGGAGGUCCAGUUCACCUACAUACCAGUUGAUGCAGAGAUCGUGUCAAUUGACGCCUUCAACAAGUCCUCACCCAAAAGAGGUCUGGUCGUGGGGAUCACCUUCAUAAAGGACUCUGGUGACAAAGCCACGCCUUUCCUGAACAUCUACUGUGACUAUGAGCCCGGCUCAGAGUUCAACCUGGAGUCUAUUGCACAAAGCUGUCUGAAUCUGGAGCUGCAGUUCACGCCGUUCCAGCUCUACCACGCAGAAGUGCAGUGUCCUGAUGGAGGACUUGAGACGGUUUUUCUUCUCAGUGGUCAUGACCAGAGGAUCCACCUGUUCAAGGAGAACGCCUCCCUGCACCAGUUUGAAGAGCAACCAGUGGAGAAACUCUUCCCUGAGCUGCAACAGCUGCCCAGCAAUGUGUUAUGGUUAGAUAUGGUGAGUGUACCUGUUGGACGACGGCUCUCAGCAUAUGGCUGUCAGAACGGCUGCGUUGGACUGGCUUUGGUCAACCAGAGUGGACCAGAGGUUCUCCAGAGCUGGCGGGUGCAGUUUGACAGUCCGAUUUCCACCGUUCUUCUGUUUCCACUCAGCUGCCAAACCAAGUCCAGCGAGGCCAGCGGAGAGAAAAGUGAGGAAGAUAGUGGCUACAACCUUCUGAUAACCAGUACCAUAGAGAUGGCAGUGGUUUACAGAGAUGUCCAGGAGUGUGGUUUGGCCCGCUCCACGUGUCUGUCAGGCAGCGAUCAGUGGGAUGCAGUCCUCUGUGCGCUGGUCAUUGACCUGGACUUUGAUGGGCAGAAGGAAGUGCUGUUGGGAACGUAUGGACAGGAACUUCUUUGCUACAAAUUUCGGCCGGCAGGUAGCGGACGGGAUGGAGAGUUUCAGCUGCAGUGGAGGCGGAGCUUCAAGAGUCCUUUGCUGUCCAUCAUCUACCUUGACUUGACCGGGGACGGUUUGAGAGAGCUGGCUGUCCUCACACUGAAAGGACUGCACAUCCUACAGCACAGCCUUGCCUGCACUGCUGAUUUGGUCCUCCAGAGGCUCGCACACAGGGUGUCAGCGCUGGCCGCCUGCUCUGAGCUACAGCCACAUGAAGCAGCAGACACUGAGGACAGCCAUGCUCCAGCUCCGAUCCAGGGUGUUACCAAUCAGACUCCAGCGUGUUAAAGAUGUUUGUCUACACAUUAGUCCCAGCAGACCGCACUGGAAUGUUUGUCGUAGUUAAAGGUGAAGUGUAAAGGAUUAUCUCAGUGGUGUACUGCAUUUAGGAGGACUGAUUAGAUAAUCUAAAAUCA